GCAAUCGCGACGCCGCACUAAAUUGUAUCGAGUCUCCAAUUCAACAUCAAGCAGCACAGCCUCUAUCAUCGUCGAAGUGACCACGCGCCCCUCGUUCCCUUUGUUUGAACAGCAAUUAGAAUCGAUUUCGUUUUCUCUUCCUGGUCUACUUCAUUCAACUUUUGCGUCUCGAUUCACUAGAUCUUUUCUGCAUCGCUGCAUAUCGCCCCCUCCUUUCGAUCCUUGUGCAGACACAUGCUCAGCUGCACGCCGAAUGCAACGCCAGGGUUUCUUCCACAGGUGAAGGUAGUUUCUACGCAAUCCCGACAAAGCUACAUCCAUUCAAACCGCAGUUUGGACCACAAUGCCUCUGCUUGAGGUGUCACAUAACGCCAGGGAGCCAGAGUCCUCUGGGCGCAAAAGAAGUCACCACGAGUUCUCCGCCGAGCCGGGGAAAGUUGAUCCGGCUGAAGAUGUUAAGAACAUCUCGCCAAUGGAUAUUCGAGAACCCAACAAUGACUCACCUCCAUCUUCACCGUUAUCAUCGCCUGCCCUAUCAGAAGUUGGAGAUGACACAGUGGCACGCGACCCAUUACUGUCAUCACCAGCCAAAGCCGUUGCAAAACUAGACAUCUCUGGAUCCUCCGCACCAGCAUCAGACUCAAAGCCUUCCGCAGACAUGAAUCCACCGCCGAAACGGAAACGCCUCACGGCGGCAGAAAAAGAAGCCCGAGAUAAGGAACUUGCCGAGAAAAAGGAAGUCCGAGAAAAGGAGCUCGCCGAGAAAAAGAAGGAACGUGAGGAGAAGGCAGCAGCACAGGCCGCGGACAAGGCUAAAAAAGAAGAAGAGAAAGCAGCACGAGCAAAGGAGAAGGAAGAGAAGCGAAAGCUGAAAGAAGAAGAGGAGAAAGUCAAGGCCGACAAGAAGCGAAAGAAGGAAGAGGAAGCUGAGCGGAAAGCUAGAAGUCAGAAGACUCUAGGCAGCUUCUUCAAGAUUCCCAGCACUCCCAAGAAACCCGAAGGAGAGGAUGUGGCUAAAGAAAACAGCCCCGCAAAAGCCAGCUCCUCGGUGGUCGAGAAACAGACAGUGUCGGAAUACUCCAAGAUGUUCAAACCAUUUUUCGUCAAAGAAAACACUCUACUGGCGCCGAUGGUAUGCCAGAUGGAUGAGACGACUCGGGAAGCGAAAUCGAAAAUCCUGGACGACUAUAUUGCAGGCCAGAGCAGCGAAAGUGCUCCUCCACAAUUCAACCCUCAAGAGGCAUUCUCCUUUCCCAGUCUCCCUACACCCCGUGGCAAGCUGCAUCAGCCAGUCCGGCAUUUGAUGGAGACUGCUUACAAGGCUUCGCAAGAUGCUGGGAAGAGUGGUAGUGCAGAUUCUAGCAAGAUUUUGGCGGAAUUCCAGGCUGGGCUGAGCAAGAUCCCUAUGAAAGUGAUUGCUUUCUCACAGGAUGUGCGUCCUCCCUACUACGGUACAGUAACUUUCAAGCCCUUUGCUCUUGGCAAAGGAAACAUGCAGAAACUAGCACGAAAAUCAACGGGCCGUCGGCUACCACUCGACUACGACUAUGACUCGGAAGCUGAAUGGCAGGACGAGGAAGAAGGCGAGGAUCUCGACCUGGAGGAUGAAGAAGAGGAGUUGGAUGACGAGGAUGAUAUGGACGGCUUUCUUGAUGAUUCCGAAGAUGUUGGCCUCUCUAGAAGAGUAUUUGCCGACACCUUGAAGCCCGAGAUUACGGGCCCAUGCUUUGAGAACCAGAACCGGAAAGGCACAGUCCCAGCUCUGAACGACAGCAAGAUGGAGUUCAUUCAUGAGGGUCUCAACCAGCUAUGGGACAUUGAUCCAUUUUCUACGAAAUACUGGGAACCAGAGCCUAGCAAGGUUGCCAAGAGCAAAACACCAAAGGCCAUUAAAGCCGAGAACGAUGUCAAGGCUCCCCCGCCUGCCCCGACAAACGCUUUUGCCGCCUUGGGAGGUGCUGCUGGCUCCACCUCAGCCCCAGGUAAACUUGUCAAGCCCGAACUUCUAAACGAGAUCAAACAGGCCAUCUUAGACAACAAGGCUCUCUCCAAAGUCGGCAUUGUUGACUUCAUCUUCCAUCAGUUCAAGGAUAGUGCUUCACGCUUGGAAGUCAAGAACACGAUUGAGCAUGUUGCGGAGAAGAAAGGUGCCGGCCGAGCCAAGGAGUGGGAGCUGAAGCCUGGCCAUGAGAUUACUCUCUGAGGUGUUUUUCUCUUUGGGUGGUUUCGCUGGCGACAAUCUUCCGUUACGAUUGAUGAUAAUCGGCUUAGCAUGGAGUUCUUUGGACGAUAAUAGGUCAUUCUGGUUGCUUUGAGGGUUUCCCAAGCUGGUUGCAAGCUUUGGGCUGGGGUAUAUUAUUCGCAUGGCUGAGGGGGUAUAUUAUAUAGAUACAUUGUGCUAGUUAGAGCAUGUACAGCAUCUGCAGAGUGGCAAGCAAAGGGAUUUAAUUCGAGGGAGCUGCAUCAUAGCAUUCAAUGAAUAUUCAUUCCUCUUG
This is a messenger RNA of Trichoderma harzianum CBS 226.95, 2495 nucleotides long. RefSeq lists its product as hypothetical. Lineage: Eukaryota; Fungi; Ascomycota; Sordariomycetes; Hypocreales; Hypocreaceae. The transcript has 3 exons. Gene Ontology annotation, biological process: nucleosome assembly. The record is from RefSeq and is a predicted model, not a curated record. The coding region runs from base 344 to 2203 and encodes 619 amino acids. Gene Ontology annotation, cellular component: nucleus; CAF-1 complex.